AUGACUAAGCAAAAGUUUGGUUUGACAGUCAGGAAGGAGCAGGACUUUUCAGAGUGGUAUGUCCAGGUAAUAACAAAGGGAGAGAUGCUUGACUACUACGAAAUAAAAGGAUGUUAUGUGAUGCGCCCAACAAGCCAAUUUAUCUGGAAAUGCAUCCAAAGAUGGUUUACUGAAAAGAUUGAGUGCCUUGGUGUUCAGGAAUGCUAUUUUCCAAUGCUUAUUCCAAAGUCAAUGCUUGAGAAGGAAAAGGAUCAUAUAAAAAACUUUUCACCUGAGGUUGCAUGGAUAACAAAGUGUGGAGACGAAGUACUGGAGGACCCUGUUGCAAUUCGUCCUACGUCUGAGACUAUCAUGUAUCCAUCAUUUUCGAAGUGGAUCAAGAGCCACAGAGACCUGCCGCUCAAGGUGAACCAAUGGUGCAGUGUAUUGCGAUGGGAGUUACAUGGAACACUCCCAUUCAUAAGGGGAAAGGAAUUUCUGUGGCAAGAGGGACAUACUGUAUUUCUGAGUAAAGAGGAGUCUGAUGAGGAGGUUGGAACGAUCUUGGACCUGUACUCCAGAAUAUACUCAGAGCUCCUUGCAGUACCUGUGAUAAAAGGAAGGAAGUCUGAGAAUGAGAAGUUUGGUGGUGCAGCAUACACAACGUCAAUUGAAGCAUUUAUACCAGGAUCUGGACGUGGCGUUCAGGCUGCAACAUCGCACUCUCUAGGCCAGAACUUUUCGAAGAUGUUUAACAUCAAGGUUGAUGCAGAUGAUGGUCAAGGCGAUGGGCAUGUAUAUGUGUACCAAAACUCAUGGGGAAUAACAACACGAUCGAUUGGAAUAUCAGUGAUGAUACAUUCGGAUGAUAUAGGUCUUGUUCUUCCACCAAGGGUUGCAAUGAUACAAGUUGUGAUUGUGCCAUGUGGAAUAACAGCAUCUACACCUGAAUCAGAUGGAAAGAUGCUUGAUGAGUAUGUUGAAAAGUUGCACAGUCAACUGAAGGAUGCAGGUAUUCGAGUACAUGUUGAUAGCAGAAGCAAUAUAACUGUUGGAUUCAAGUUUAACCACUGGGAAAUACGAGGAGUGCCAUUGAGGCUGGAAGUUGGCCCAAAAGACAUGCAGAAGAAUGAGGUAUGUGUUGUAAGAAGAGAUACUCGUAAUAAGAAGCAAGUGAGUGCACACAGAAUAUCUGAAGUAGUGGCUGAUGAAAUUGAGAUCAUGCAUUCAGAAAUGCUUGCAAAAGCCACUGCAGAGCGAGACAGUAGGAUUUCACAGGUGUACAAUUUUGAUGAGUUCUUGAGUGCUCUUGACAGCAAGAAUAUUGUAGUGGCGCCCUGGUGCUGUGAUGGAGAUUGUGAAAUGGAGAUCAAAUCGAAGAGCACUAAAGUCGAUAGUAAUGGGAAUGUGGUAGCAACUGGAGCAAAGACACUGUGUAUUCCAUAUGAAGCAGAAGCAUGUGAUGGGAUGAAAUGUGUAUAUUGCAAUAAGCAAGCCAUGAAGCGUACCUUGUUUGGAAGAAGCUAUUGA
Molecule: messenger RNA, 1509 nt
Organism: Ordospora colligata OC4
Lineage: Eukaryota; Fungi; Microsporidia; Ordosporidae
Product: prolyl-tRNA synthetase
Exons: 1
Coding region: 1-1509 (502 amino acids)
Biological process (GO): prolyl-tRNA aminoacylation
Cellular component (GO): aminoacyl-tRNA synthetase multienzyme complex; cytoplasm
Molecular function (GO): ATP binding; proline-tRNA ligase activity
Source: RefSeq, a predicted model, not a curated record